GGAAAUGCUGUCAGUGUUUUAAAUCCCUCCAAAAGGCGGAAGCAGUAAGUAAACUGCAAGAGGAAGAGACAGAGAAAGACCUUGAGGCAGCAAGAGUGGUUUAAGGAGCAGCAUUUGGACAGAGCCACACACACUCUCUCUCCCCCUACAGUAUCCAGGAGGGAUACAUUGUAUCACAGGAGACAGCAGUGAAUCUUUGAAGCUCAGCGCUGAGACCCUGGGCCAGGGAGUUGGUGGAAAUGAUGCCCCUGUCUAGUAAGAAAGAGACAAAAUACCGCUAUUUCAUCUUGAUGGAGGACCUGUCCAUUCAGAACCGUGUCUUUCCCGCUGGCAACAUCGCCAUUGUUGCUGAGGCUGACUUCCUGCAGAGCGAGGCUCAGGGGCCAAGCCGCAGAAUGAAGUUUCAUCUGGUGGAGGCAGAAGUGUACCCUAUCCUGGAGCUGGCCAGCCUGCGUGAGCUGAGUGAGCAGGAGGCACGAUUUCUGCAGGCUGUCAGUCCCUCUGCCCAGCGCUUAGACCUCUACCUGGAAGAGGCAACUCUUGCAAAAGCACAGCUGCUCCAAAUCUCGGAUCCUGUCAUCGUCGACUACAAAUCCCAGUCGCUGCCUGGAGUCGUCGCUUACAUCGGAAACAUAUGCGACAGCCCGAAGCUUUCUGGAACGUUCUUUGGAAUUAAGUUGCAGAGGCAGGUGGAGCUGGAAGAAGAUGGGAAAAAUGACGGAACGUUUAACAAGAAGCAGUAUUUCCAGUGCGAGAGAGGCCACGGCAUCUUUGUGCCGUUCCACAAGGUCAGGCGGUGCUGGAGCAUUGAAGAAGCGGGGAAGUGCAUUGGUGUGGGAGAUGGGAAGAUGGAAGAUCCGCUGAGGGAUCGCCCAGUCAGCACUGGCGACCGAGUGGCUGUUUACCUGGAGGAGGGGAUGGAAAGGGGGUUGGUGAUCGAUGUCAUCAAUGAAGACUCAACUGUGAUGGUCAACUUUAAGCCGGACCAGGCAAAGGGAGAGGAACUGAAGAUGUGUGUGAAGGUGCCACUUUCUUCUGUCAUAAGAGAAGACUUGCUCCGACCUGCCGGCAGUAUGUACCCCAGUGCCUCCAGAGACGGUGAGCUCGUGGUGGAUGGGGGCCUGAAACGAGAGCCCCUGGAAAACGGAGGGAGAAGGCCAGAGCAUUACCUGGGAGUUAACUCUGUCGUUCAAAUCAACAUGGGCAAAGGGGCUCUGAGUACUGGAGUGAUCCAGUGGAUGGGGUACCUCCCUGGGGUGGCAGGUGAAAUUGCUGGCGUCGAGCUGGAUGAAGACCGUGGGCUGUCAGAUGGGACCUGGCAGGGUCACCAGUAUUUCCAUUGUGCUGCCAAAAGAGGGAUCUUUGUCCGAGUGGAAUCUUGCCAGCCUGAUAUCAGGUUCCAGUCUCUCCUCAUCACUCCAGAGAACUCUCAAGACCCGCAGCGUAGCGGGAACCGGGAGAGCCACGUGGUCCCCGUCGUUAUCCCUCCCCCGAGGAAUGGAGAGGCAGUCCGCGUCCUGGAGGGCCGGAUGCGCGGGAUUCAGGGACACUGCAAUUCCUGCUACAUGGAUACCGCCCUCUUCAGCCUCUUCUCCUGCACCUUGGUGCUGGAUUCCAUGCUUCACAAGGCCACCAACCCCCAGUGCAGACACAUCCAGCGGAUACUUCGCGAGGAGAUCGUCAAUCCACUUCGCAGAGACGGGUUUGUCGACUGUAAGAAGGUAAUGAACCUGAGGAGGGAGCUGACGGCAGGAGGUUCCUGUGCGGGAUUUACCAGUGAGGAGAAAGACCCGGAGGAGUUCCUCAAUGUGAUCAUGCAGCAUGUUCUCGGCCUGGAGCCAUUACUCAAACUCAGGUCGGCAGGCCAUAAGGAUCAGGAGUGUUACUGCCAUCAGAUCUUCAUUGACCAGGAUGAUGACCUGACUGUUCCCACAGUACAGCAACUGGUAGAACAUUCCUUCCACAGUAACCAGCUCAAAUUGGCUGAGGUUCCAUCGUGUCUCAUCGUGCAGAUGCCUCGCUUUGGGAAGAAUUACAAAAUGUUUGAGAAAAUCAUCCCUUCUCUGGAGCUGGACAUCACCGACCUGCUGUGGGACAGUCCCCGGGAAUGCUGUGUGUGUGGAGAGCUGGCCACUCAGGAAUGUGAGGAGUGCUUCAAAGACAAACUGUUCUCGAAAACGGGACUCAAGCAAUUCUGUGAUGUUUGCUGGCGUCAGGUCCACUCCCACUCCUCCAGGUGCAGCCACCGCUCCAUGAAGCUCAAAUGCCCCGAGGAGUUUGUUCACUCCAGGAAGAGUCAGGUCCCACGGGAGAAGAUGCAGCUCUUUGCUGUGCUCUGUAUCGAGACCAGCCACUAUGUCUCGUUCAUCAAAUACGGACUGGAAGACCACCACUGGAUGUUCUUUGACAGCAUGUCCGACAGACACGGUGGUGAGAGCGGGUACAACAUCCCCACCGUGACUCUGUGCCCUGAGGUGGCGAAAUAUGCGAAACGUUCGGCAGCUCAGCUGGUCAAAGACCACCCUCGGGACAUGGAGGGCGUAGCCAAGCGGCAGCUGUGUGACGCCUACAUGUAUCUGUAUGAACACCCACGGAUGGCCGUCUACAAGUGAGCACCCCUCCCACAGCUCUAUCCCCCAGCAAUGGGGGAAGGGGGCCGCACUGUUGAGGGGCUGGUGGAGAGGGGGCAUCUAGGGGAGGGUGGACCUUUUAAAAUACCAAGAGAACAAGUCAAGUUGGACAUCCAACAUCAACUUUGCUGCUGGGUGGCUGGUGAUAGUUGGGGAUAGAUGGAGGGGAUUAUUGAGCAAGGGGUGGGGGAGGGUAACAGGAUGGGCUGG
Messenger RNA from Stegostoma tigrinum, 2840 nucleotides. RefSeq names its product cylindromatosis (turban tumor syndrome), like (gene cyldl). Lineage: Eukaryota; Metazoa; Chordata; Chondrichthyes; Orectolobiformes; Stegostomatidae. Bases 240 to 2612 code for a protein of 790 amino acids. The record is from RefSeq and is a predicted model, not a curated record. Gene Ontology annotation, biological process: protein K63-linked deubiquitination. Gene Ontology annotation, molecular function: K63-linked deubiquitinase activity; cysteine-type deubiquitinase activity. The transcript has 15 exons. Gene Ontology annotation, cellular component: cytosol.